AGGGGAGCUGCCCAGUAGGGCGCGGCAUUGUUGGGGGGCGGGUUGGGGCCGGGUGGCCGGUGGUGGCGGCGGCGGGGUGCUGAGGCGGGGCGCGGAGGGGGCGCCGAGUGCCCGCCCGCCGCCAUGAACUCCCUGGAGCAGGCCGAGGAUCUCAAAGCUUUUGAACGAAGACUUACUGAAUAUAUUGCAUGUUUGCAACCAGCUACAGGACGUUGGAGAAUGAUUCUGAUAGUGGUAUCGGUCUGCACAGCAACUGGUGCUUGGAACUGGUUAAUAGACCCAGAGACACAAAAGGUGUCCUUUUUCACAUCGCUUUGGAAUCACCCAUUUUUCACAAUUAGCUGUAUUACCCUAAUAGGCUUGUUCUUUGCUGGAAUACAUAAAAGAGUUGUGGCACCAUCAAUUAUCGCAGCCCGAUGUCGAACCGUUCUGGCAGAAUAUAACAUGUCCUGUGAUGAUACUGGAAAAUUAAUUUUGAAACCUAGGCCUCAUGUUCAAUAAGGGCUGUCUUCCUUCGUUUUUUUCCACUGCCAUGGAAACCAAAAAUGACCUUUUUUCUAAGGUAGUAUGACAGUAAGAAACAAAACCACCCAAACAGGACUGGUUGUCACUGCCUAGGAGUGAGAGUCUUACACAGUUGACAGUGAAAGUGUGCAAUAUUACUUUCUUGAAUAUUUAUCCAAAUUCUUUGUUAUCAUAUCAGUGCUUUUGCUACUUCUGAUUACCUCUUUUUCAGUAUUAAUGUCACUUUUUUACUUCAGCUAAAACAGAACAUACAGGAGAAGUAUGUUAAUUGGUUAUAAAGUUGAACUUGAAAAUCAAACCUCAUUUGUGUUACGUCUUUGUAAGCUGUUGUAAAUAGGAGACUAAUGCCAACGUUCAGGAAAAAAAAAUACAUGCUAUAUGGAUUUUCUUUUGUUCUCAUGAACAGUAUUGCAAGGAACACAAACCAUUCCUGUGAUGUUUUAUUAGCACACUUACUCAUUACAGCUGUCCUUGUCUCCUCGUCACUUUUUGGAACUGGUUAAAAGGCUCGCAGAAAGUCUGUCUGUCUGUUCUGGAGAGAACUGGUCUUACUGUUUAAGAACUUUGCAAAUAUAUCAAGGAUCAUGUUUGUCAAGUUGUGUGUAUAUAUGGUGCACCAGCCACUUUCAUUGUGGUCACAUGCAGCUCAUUGAUUGAUCUGGUCACAACACUGCUAUUUUAAGAUUUUCACAUUUUAAGAAUUGUCUUAAAUACGCUUGCACCAUCCAAGUGAUUGUAAAACUGUACUGUAUCUUAAUUCACAAGACCAUUCUGAGUGGGUUUCAUGCUGUGGUAGUCUGACUAUGAAACUAGUAUUCCAAAUGUGUCGCUUCAGAUUGGGUGAAGAAAACAUAAACAGUGCCACAAUAAAAUAACAUGUUAUUCAAAGUGUUAAGAACAAGGUGUGGAUGUUACCUGCAAGAAGUGUAACUUUUUGAAUAGCUUAGGCUGUGAAGAGUUCUAAAAGUUGUUUAAGGUGCCUUUUUAAUAGUUUUGAACUCUCUUAAAUGACUAAAAGUGCACAGCUGUUGCAACUUCAGUAACUACAAGGCAGCCUGUUGCAGUACGCUGUCAAUGGUGACAUUAAAGAUCGUCUGUGCUCCUUCCUCUCAUCCUUCUGCCCGUCCGUGGUUUCAGACUGCUGUAUAUUUUGUAGGUAAAGGUGUAUAAAAUAAACCCUUUGUACAAA
Molecule: messenger RNA, 1714 nt
Organism: Oxyura jamaicensis (ruddy duck)
Lineage: Eukaryota; Metazoa; Chordata; Aves; Anseriformes; Anatidae
Gene: CNEP1R1
Product: CTD nuclear envelope phosphatase 1 regulatory subunit 1
Exons: 6
Coding region: 124-501 (125 amino acids)
Cellular component (GO): cytoplasm; Nem1-Spo7 phosphatase complex
Source: RefSeq, a predicted model, not a curated record